UUAUAAAGAUAAUAAAGGCUUUGUGACGUUUCCACAUCAAAGUAAAAUCUAGUACUGAGUUCUUUUUUCUUUCAUUUAAUGCCUAUUGGUGUUCCAAAAGUACCUUUUCGAAGUCCUGGAGAGGAAGAUGCAUCUUGGGUUGACAUAUACAACCGACUUUAUCGAGAAAGAUUACUUUUUUUAGGUCAAGAGGUUGAUAGCGAGAUCUCGAAUCAACUUAUUGGUCUUAUGAUAUAUCUCAGUAUCGAGGAUGAUACCAAAGAUCUGUAUUUGUUUAUAAACUCUCCUGGUGGAUGGGUAAUACCGGGGGUGGCUUUUUAUGAUACUAUGCAAUUUGUGCAACCAGAUGUACAUACAAUAUGCAUGGGAUCAGCCGCUUCAAUGGGAUCUUUUAUCCUGGUCGGAGGAGAAAUUACCAAACGUCUAGCAUUCCCUCACGCUUGGAUCAGGGUAAUGAUCCAUCAACCUGCUGGUUCUUUUUCUGAAGUAGCAACGGGAGAAUUCAUCCUGGAAGUGGGAGAACUGCUGAAACUACGUGAAACCCUGACAAGGGUUUAUGUACAAAGAACGGGCAAACCCCUAUGGGUUGUCUCCAAAGACAUGGAAAGAGAUGUUUUUAUGUCAGCAACAGAGGCCCAAGCUUAUGGAAUUGUUGAUCUUGUAGCGGUUGAAUGACAAUAGCAUAGCCUGGAUUUCGCAUCAAUUCGUGAUUUUAAAUUACCCCUGCCGAGUUUCAUAUUAAUAUAUUAUGACUUUUAUUUACUAUUCUAUUCACUAAAAGGAAUUCAUAAUCAUGCGGUUAGGAUCGAUCUAAACCAGUCCAUUAUGUAUAUGAUUCAACAUGCCAACGAUUAAACAACUUAUUAGAAAUACAAGACAGCCAAUUAGAAAUGUCACAAAAUCCCCCACGCUUCGGGGAUGCCCUCAGCGUCGAGGAACAUGUACUAGGGUGUAUGUGCGACUCGUUCAGAUCAUGAACUAGAACAAAGGAAAGAGAGCCAUGUUCGAAUAUCAAUGAUCAAAUAGGAUAGAACGGAAAACGAACUACAUUUCCUAUCUAAAAAUAAGAAAAUGGAGCAUAUCCCUUUUAUUGUGUAUGAAAUUUAUGGUUUCUAUUGGUGUAAAUCCACUCACCUCAAUUCAUGAUGAGAAGCAAUUCUCCAUUGGUAGCAAAUGGUUAUCCAUUAAGCGGAGGAAAUCUUAGUUAAUAUAGACCCCUCUUGCAAGAACGGACUAACACGGUCAGCUACCCAACCAACCUUCAUAAUUAAAUACCGUUACUGUAUAGGUAGAGCUCGUUGUGAAAGACCUAUUACUGGAUAAUUCAUGGGUAGAGCCGAAGAAUGUGAACUAUACAAGUUAGCAAUAACAUUGAUUAAAUGAAGUAAAGGCUCCGGUGUAUAGAGAAGACCUCACCGUUUAAGAAGUAACCAUAGAAACGAUGGAAUCCACUAUUUCUUUAUCAUUGCUAUUUUUUCUAUUUAUUUUUAAUACCUAGUCUAGUACAAUUUCGUAUUUCGAGGCGAAACGCCUAUAAAAAAGAAAAAAUCGUGGUUGGGAAGGUUAUAGUAGCCAAAGCCGUUGGAAUUUUUAGUUUAUACAUUGGAAAAAUCCGUUUUGUUAUUAAUAUACUAGGAAAGGGGCAAAAGAAUAACUGAAAGAAAGGAAAUCUAUUAGUUAUUCGUGAAAGUUUCAUUUAUUCAAUGACCAGAAUUAGACGGGGAUAUAUCGCUCGGAGACGUAGAACAAAAAUUCGUUUAUUUGCAUCAAGCUUUCGGGGGGCUCAUUCAAGACUUACUCGAACUAUUACUCAACAAAAAAUAAGAGCUUUGGUUUCGGCUCAUCGGGAUAGGGAUAAGCAAAAAAUCAAUUUUUGUCGUUUGUGGAUCACUCGAAUAAAUGCAGCAAUUCGUGAAAGGGGGGUAUGCUAUAGUUAUAGUAGAUUAAUAAACGGUCUGUACAAGAGACAGUUGCUUCUUAAUCGUAAAAUACUUUCACAAAUAGCUAUAUCAAAUAGGAAUUGUCUUUAUAUGAUUUCCAAUGAGAUCAUAAAAGAAGUAGGUUGGAAGGAAUCCACCGGUUAAACGGAGUUGCCCGAAGAAUGAACUCCGGGAAGGUCGAAUAAAAAUGAAUAGAAUAUGAUAAAAUAUGAGAAAGUAGUCAAAAUAAAUAUGAAUCAACAAGUUAAAUAAAAAAAUUUAUUCUUCCCAGAUUAUUAUUUGUUUUCUUACGACAUGAGAAUUCAAUCCGGAUUCUUGGAUUUUUCCAACAAAAUAUCAAUCCCCGUUUGAGUUCGGAUGGGAAUUCGAAUUCAAGUGAAUAAAGAGUAAACCUAUCUUUUUCUGGCUCUAAGACUAGGAGUUCUAGUGGUCGACUCGGUUCUUUCAAAUUGUUUCUCAUUAUUAAGAAAAGGUAACAAAGAUAAAAAUACGAGCUUGUUUUAUAGCAAUAGUAAUUAAUCGUUGUUGUUUCAAGGUCAAUCUAUUCACUCGUCUAGAUAAUAUUUUUCCCUGUUCACUAAUAAAUCGACUAAUUAAACUCAUGUUUUUAUAAUCAAUUCAAUCCCCCGAUUGGAUCGGGGGCAAACACCUACGAAAAGAUCGCUUGGAUUUAAGAAAAGUUCGCUUGGAUUUAUCCAUGGUUUGGUUAGUUUAUUUCUUAUCCCUAAAAUCCUAUUUUAGCCGUAUCUCUAAUUAGAAUAAAAAAAAUAGGAUUUGGUUUGUUUAUAAUUAUCUUUAACUAUGUUAAAUAUGUUAUAUAUAUAAUGUCAUUUUUUCCUUUUCCUUGUAAGAUAGAUAAGGGCGCAGGUGCUCGGUUCGAUCUAUUUCUUUACCUCCCCGUGAAUCGUAUGUUUGUAACAAUAUGGACAGAAUUUUCGCAACUCCAAUCGAUUAGGCGUAUUGUGCCGGUUCUUUUGAGUAAUAUAUCUGGAAAUGCCCGUUGAUGCCUUAUUAACAUUAACACCGUUUCGAACACAAGCGGUACAUUCCAAAAGAACCGGUAUUCGCACAUCUUUACCCUUGGCCAUGAACCUCCUUUGGAUUUUUCAUUUACUCAACUCUUCCUCUUUCAAUCCGAAACGAAAAAGAAGAAAGGAA
Molecule: messenger RNA, 3098 nt
Organism: Lactuca sativa (garden lettuce)
Lineage: Eukaryota; Viridiplantae; Streptophyta; Magnoliopsida; Asterales; Asteraceae
Source: RefSeq, a predicted model, not a curated record